Molecule: messenger RNA, 2270 nt
Organism: Panonychus citri (citrus red mite)
Lineage: Eukaryota; Metazoa; Arthropoda; Arachnida; Trombidiformes; Tetranychidae
Product: nucleolar MIF4G domain-containing protein 1 homolog
Exons: 2
Coding region: 231-2171 (646 amino acids)
Biological process (GO): ribosomal small subunit biogenesis
Cellular component (GO): nucleolus
Molecular function (GO): protein binding; RNA binding
Source: RefSeq, a predicted model, not a curated record
UUUGGUUACCUAGCAACGGAAUCAUAUGAUUUUCACUCACGUUGAGUUUUUGUUUUGGUUUCAAUCAAAUUGUUACAUUUAAUUUCUUGAUCAAUUUGUGAAUUAAUUUAGUUUUGUUUAGUAUUUUGUAUCUGUUAAUUGUCAAGGGUUUUGUUGGAUUAUCACAUUGAAAUGGGCCGAAAGCAGAAACGUUUUAAAUCUCAGGCAAUUUAUCUUCCGUGAAUCCAAGGAUGGCCUCACUUCGAGAUGGUAUUGACCAAGAUAAUGAAACAAUUAGAAAAUUGGAGAAAAAAUUAGGAUUCAAGAAGAAGAAAAAUGCUACCGCUCGGUGUUUUGAUGAAUUCGGUUUAAGUGAUGUUUGGUCGAUUAUUGAUCAAGUUGAGAAAAAGGAACCAGAAGAAAAAGGAUCAGAGGAUCGUUCAAAGAAGAGAAAGAAGUUUCAAAAAGAACCAGUGGAAGAAGAUGAUUUCUCUGAGGAAGAUGAAGAAAAAAUGGACAGUGAUGAUGGAAUGGACUCUAUGGAAGAGGAAGAAAGUCAAGAUGAAGAAAAAAGUGAAGAGGAAAGUAAUGAACUGAAAGAAGAUAUUUAUGGAAGAUUAAAAGAUAGAAAAGGAAACAUCAUCAAAAUGGAAAAGCCGAAAAUAAAAUUCGAAACGUUUUCCAAUGAGGAGAUCGAUGAAAGAGCAAUGAAAAGAGUCCGUGGCCUUUUGAAUCGUUUAUCAUCUUCUAAUUUGAUGACAAUCUCUUCAAGUAUUGAAGAAAUACUCAAAGAUUAUAGUUUAUUUCAGGUCACAUUAUGUUUAACGAAAUGUAUCAACAAUCAACUAAUCCAAGAAGCCUUUCUAACCCCUCAGAGAUUAAUCAGUGAAUAUGCCAUGUUAAUCGCUGUUCUCAAUACUAAUGUUGGCGAUGAAAUCGGUGGACAUAUAAUCCAUCAAUUUAUCAAACAAUUGGACAUCAUGUUAAACCAAUUAACUGAUAGUAAGGAAGAUGAAGAAUCUAAAAUAAUUGAUAAUUUGGUUGCCUUCCUUUGCUAUUUACAUGCAACUGGUAUUAUCGAUUCAAACCUUAUAUAUGAUAUCAUGGAAAAACUGACCAACCGAUUCAAUGCUAAAUGUAUCCAAGUAAUUUUGACCACUCUGAAAAUGAUCGGGUUUAUCCUUCGUCGAGGUGAUCCAGUUAAAUUGAAGAAAAUGAUUCUCGAUAUUCAAUCUCAUGCAGCUCAAUAUGAAACUCAAGACAAGCGAAUUGUUUUCAUGCUUGAAGCAUUAGCAGCAAUUAAGAAUAACAAUGUAAACAAAUUGAACAGUUUAAACGAAGAUAAUCCAAUUUCUUCAAUUGACACUACAACCCUUCGUACCACAAUUAAGAAUGGAUUAAGAACCAAGACUUCGGUCUCUUGUAUUCCUGGAAGAUACAAUGAAGUAAUUCAAGGUAAUCGUUGGUGGAUUAAUGGUGGAUUACUAUUGGAAUCAUCUUCAAAGUCUGAAAUCGACAAAGAAUCACAAUCAUCAUCAACAUCGAAAGUAACUCAAUCAACACCUUCAACACAAGAAAGUCAAGAAUCAGAUGGAAAAUCCUCCGAACCCGAUUUAUGUGAAAAGUUAUGUUCCAAGCUACGAUUAGUUACACCUCUUCGUAAAUUAAUUCUUAAAUCGUUGCUUAAUUGUGAAGAUUACAUUGAAUGUACCCAUAGAUUGGUGAAAGUUGGAGGUAAACAAUUUUCCGAAGUAAUCAACGUUUGUCUCCUUGUCGCUUUGAAGGAGAAAAAGUUUAAUCCAUUUUACAUUUACCUGUUCAAACAAUUAACCUGUUGUGAUCGUAAAUUUAAAUUAUCUUUACUCUAUUCACUUCGAGAUCGUCUCAAUGAACUGGACCGUUUAUCGUCCAUUGAGAAAAGUAACUUAUCAAAGUUAAUCGUUGAACUAUUGAAACUUGACGCUAUUCCAAUUACCGUUUUAAAAACCUUCCAAUUCAGUGAUUUGAGUGAAGAAUCAGUUGAAUUGCUUAAAUCAAUUUUAAUUCCUGUUUUCACCUCAGAUGAAUCGGUUACAAGUAAAAUUUUAUCUAAAAUGAAACCGAAAGAUCCUUUCGCAAUUGCGUUGAAAUUGUUCAUCUCAUGUUUCAUGGAUUCAAGAUACAAGGAGAAAAUGUUAUUUUUGAAAAGAUAAUUAAACUAAUCAAUCAAUAGAGUUACAUUUUCAUACCAAUGUACAAUUAACUCAAUCGUUCUGUACAAUAAAGACUCAUGGAGGAGAAGAAAAAUUGAA